AUGGCCACCAACUACACGACCCAGCCAUAUGCGAUCCCCGAUUACAUGAGUCAACAACCAUCCCCAGCUAGUUCGACGUCGCCCACCUCGCCUCGCAUGCAGGACUACAUUCAACAGCAUGCGCCCAACCCCUACAAGCAACUGCGGCCGCUCAAGUCUCCCCUCUACGUACCGGCCGCGCUACGACCAACCGAACAUUUUUGCACGCCCUCCCCCAUGACCCCGCCCAAGAGUCUGCAUGGAUCGUUGGACAGUCUGCCGGAAGACGAAGGUCGGACAGCGAGUCCAGACCAUCAAUACGAGUUAGGCCUGGAGGCCUUUGACCCUGAUUGGGUUCAGGAGGAGGAACUGGGUGAAGUUACAGGCCCGCCAACCAGAGAACAUUGGAAGCCCGACGAAGCUUCACCCACUUGUGACUCGCCACAAUGUCGCUCCUCGUUCAGUCUGUUUGUCCGCAAACACCAUUGUCGCCACUGUGGGCAUAUCUUCUGCUCCUCACACACCCCGUUCACGAUUCCUCUCAACCAGUAUGCCCAAUUCCAUCCCGAUGGCGUACCCUCCAGAGCAUGCGAGGUAUGCCAUCGGCAGUAUCAACGCUGGGAUACUGCCAGGUCCAUCCGUCGCAAAAACAGCCAGAACAGCAAGGAUGACUGCAGCAACGAGAGCGGCCCUCCGACGCCUCUCGCGGGACCGACAAGCCACCGAAGGAUGGUUUCCAACGGCAUUCGUACGGGCAAACCCGUCGAGGACGUCGCCAACAGCGUGCCCAAAGAUUGGGCCUGGAGCACUUUCUGA
This is a messenger RNA of Cladophialophora psammophila CBS 110553, 795 nucleotides long. RefSeq lists its product as uncharacterized. Lineage: Eukaryota; Fungi; Ascomycota; Eurotiomycetes; Chaetothyriales; Herpotrichiellaceae. The transcript is spliced from 2 exons. Gene Ontology annotation, molecular function: metal ion binding. The record is from RefSeq and is a predicted model, not a curated record. Bases 1 to 795 code for a protein of 264 amino acids.